GCUAUGCAAAGAAAGAAAAAUACACUAGUCAUAUGAACAAGUAGGGACUAGAGAGUAGUAAGGUGGUUUGCUCCACAGCUGAUAAUAGCACAGGGCCUUAAAUUCAGAAACGUUGACGUGUCAAAGACCCAGUAAGCCGUAGCCAAAUCGAAAGGAAACCCGGACAAAACAGUCAACCUAUUUGCAUUAAACAUCGUUUUCUGCUACUUCACAAUAAAAAAGCAAAACUCCACAAACCCAGUACCGAAUUCCCACUCACUUACACUCAGCCCCAGCCACCAUGAAUCCAUGGUUACCGCCCUGAAACUUCAAAACAUUCACAACCAUGGCUCUUGCUCCGUCUCCGCACGGCCAUCUCGAUUGGUGGACCUCCUCUCCUACCCCAGCCCCUACCCCAACCCCAACCCCAAGUCCAGGCCCAACUCCCGCUCCUCCUCAAACUACUACCACCACUACCAACACAAUUACCCCCCAAGGAGACCAAUCUCCGCCACCGUCGAGGCUGCCUGUAGACUUUAGUCCGCCAUUGAUAGCCAUGGUAGUAGUUGUUGCCACUGCCUUCUUGAUCGUCACAUACUCCCGCCUCAUCUCCCGCCACGUAAUCCCUCCUGUAGUCCGAGUCCUUCGUCGAUGGAGAAGGCGUCGCCGCCGUAGUAGUAGACGAUCCUAUCUCCCGUCCUCUGACGGAGACCUCGACUCCCUGCCGUACGACUCGCCGUUUGAGGCCAGCGAUGGUUUCCACGUCUUCUCCCCUUACGGACUUGAUGACUCCAUAAUCAAGACUAUUCCUCUCUCCAUCUAUACAGUCGUCAACAAGGGCGGCGGGCCACACCACGACUGCGCAGUUUGCCUCAUCGAGUUCGAAGAAGACGACUACGUCCGUACUCUCCCCGUAUGCUCACACGCUUUCCACGUGGACUGCAUCGAUAUGUGGCUUCGCUCCCACGCUAAUUGUCCUCUCUGCCGCGCCGUAAUAUUCCGCCCGGAGUCCCCGUUUAUUCCGCUCAUGGCAGCCAGGAUCCGGCCAAGCCUCGACGACGCCAUUUUUAGAAGCAUCGCACUCGAGCCGCUCAGCGAAGCCCAGGCACCGGAAUAUGCAGCAUCGACAGUAACGGAAAUCACGCCUUGCGUGGAGGAACUCUCACCGAGGAGAAACAGUUACAACUUCAACGCCAAUCACUCGGAGGAUCACCGAAUCAACAACAGAGAUUUCCUGCUGAAGAGAUCGUACUCGUUCGGAUUUGAGCGGAGUGCGGCAUCGGAACGGAUGAUGGUGACGGAGCCUGCGACAGCAUCGCCGUGGAGGUACAGACGAGGAAGCUUCUGGAGCAAGAGGCCAUCGCCAUUCGGUUCUCUGAGCAAGCCAAGGGUGUUCUCGUUCCGAUACUACAGAGGAAUGAAGUCACCGUUCUUUCGCCGGAACCGAGGUUUUUUCGGGUUAUCGGAAUCGAGCUCGAGAUUUUCCGGCGGCGGAGGAUCAUCGCGUAGAACGAAAUCGAUGACGAGUCCGAUGUUCAUGAGGCCGUCGUCGUUAUAUUCGUCGGCGGCAGCGUUCUCGUCGAGCCGGCUCCGGUGCGGGGAUCCCGAGGCCCUUCUGUCGCCGGAGAGAUUCAACCGAAGAUAGAAGAUAUAAGAGGAGGAAAGACAAAAGAAAAAGUAAAUGAGGGGCGGGACACGUGGAAGAAUGGGAUUGGUGGACAGUAGAGGGUAAGUUAUCGGGCGGUGACGGUGGGGGGUUGAAAACCCAAGAUGAGUAGUAAUGGGGUCGGGACGCUUUUAAUGGGUGGAAAAGCAUUGUCUGUGUGAGACUGAGAGAGAGGGAGUUUUAAAUGAGAGGGGUCGUCUGGCAAUUUAGAGCUACUGAUAUUAAUGGAUUUUUGGAGGUUUGGCAAAUGGCAUUAAAUGCUCCCCCGGGAAAAAAGUCUCUCACGGAAAGCGAAAGUUGAUUAUUGCAAUGAAGAAAGCACACAUACCCAAAUCCCCCUCUUUAUUUAUUUAUUUAAUUUUUUCCUCUCUAUCGCUCUCCAUUUCCAGUUUUUUUUUAGCUGAGAAAGUGUUGGGGACGAGAAAGAAGAUUCAGAGUCUAGCUAUAAAAUCAAAGAGAAAGAAGCAAUCCUCAUAAAUGCGAGGGAAGUGAAGUUGUUGUCGCUUUUUUUGGAUUUUUGUUUCCCUUCUCUGCCACCCAAAAAUUAUUGACUUCUCUGUAUUUAUAAUAUAUUCAGUUUUUUUUUUUUUUAUAAUUAAAGAAAGUUUUAAAUUCAAAAUACCACCUUAAUAUAAUUAUAUGUUACCACCGACAUCAACCAAACCAACCAUGUUGAUUGAGGCCUGAGGGAGUGGAAGAGAGUUAUAGUAGAAGUAAGAGUUAGUGGUGGUGUGGUUGUGAUGCAAGUGCGGAUAGAGGACAAUACAGUCCCAAAUUCGGAGGACAUGAGGGGCGGCCUACUGUGAGUCGUUCAGUCCGGCGGUGCCUGCAAAUACAUUUUUCUCUAAUAAUGGACUUUAUUUGUAAUCUUCAUCAUUAUUUUUGGAAUAUAAAGCUUCUCGUUUUCAUUUA
This is a messenger RNA of Humulus lupulus (European hop), 2557 nucleotides long. RefSeq names its product RING-H2 finger protein ATL65. Gene Ontology annotation, molecular function: transferase activity. Bases 326 to 1624 code for a protein of 432 amino acids. Gene Ontology annotation, biological process: protein ubiquitination. The record is from RefSeq and is a predicted model, not a curated record. The transcript has a single exon. Lineage: Eukaryota; Viridiplantae; Streptophyta; Magnoliopsida; Rosales; Cannabaceae.